AUGAUAUAUUCUUUGGUGUUAACCAUAUCCAUAUUCCUACAUAACUUGCUGAGUACCGCCGGUUCACCAGAUCCACCAGUAUUUACCGAUGUACAACAUUAUCCAUGCAUUUGUUACCUCCCACCAGACUCAGGAUUAUGUCCAAUCGAAGAAAUGAAUGAUGACACAAUAGAUAAGGAAUUGCAAGUGCGUUAUUACUUUGAUCCAGUCACCGAAAAAUGUUAUCCAUUUGGUACUCAGAGCUGCGGCGGUAAUGAAAAUCGUUUUGAGAACAUUGGUAUAUGUCAGAGUAUUUGCACAAAACACGAAUAA
Molecule: messenger RNA, 312 nt
Organism: Cercopithifilaria johnstoni
Lineage: Eukaryota; Metazoa; Nematoda; Chromadorea; Rhabditida; Onchocercidae
Source: the annotation of a GenBank genome assembly